Molecule: messenger RNA, 3456 nt
Organism: Dunckerocampus dactyliophorus (ringed pipefish)
Lineage: Eukaryota; Metazoa; Chordata; Actinopteri; Syngnathiformes; Syngnathidae
Product: ankyrin repeat and MYND domain-containing protein 1-like
Exons: 19
Coding region: 125-3232 (1035 amino acids)
Molecular function (GO): protein binding
Source: RefSeq, a predicted model, not a curated record
AGCGCAGAAAAAAACAACUUUAGUAAAGCCAAUAGACAGGUGUUUUAGAACUGGCAAAAAUACUACCACUUAUUAUUUUACUUGCCUGAGUUCCAGUGGAGCUUUCAGUAGAAAACAAAGGUCCAUGUUGCCAAGCCGCCAAGGUGUUACGUCUGCCCGCGGGCGAGGUGCGAAGAAGCCACAGGCUGGAAAUCCGAGCAGAAAAGUCGUUGAAGAGAGACGACAGGGAUUUGGUGUUCAGGAGUCUCUCGACGGCUCUAAAUAUGAAGGAGAGUUUGUUAAUGGCUUCAAACACGGCAAGGGAAGGUACACCUGGAAAAGUGGAGAGUUCUAUGAAGGAUCUUUCUACAAAGACUACAGACAUGGAGAUGGAGUGUACUGCUGGCCAUCAGGCCACAAAUUCAUUGGCAAAUUUUACCUCAACUGGAGAGAAGGAUAUGGACAACUGCUGUUUCCAGAUGGAGCCAUAUUUAAGGGUUUGUACCAUGCUGACCAGAGGUUCGGUCCAGGUGUGCUUAGUGAGCCAUCAGGACGUCAGGAUGUGGGACUUUGGCAUGGGAAACAUCUGAUACAACUUUGUAACUCUGUACAAGACAGCUUCAGCCUGAAAAAUGUUUAUGGAUAUGCUGACUACUUAGCGCAAACUUGUGCAUCAUAUUGUCAGAGACAGCCAAAGAAAGAUGACAGUUUGCUGUUACAUGAUGGCAAUGCUAUUCUCCCCUCUGGCAUUGAGCAUUAUUCUACGGAUAGCGACCACCUACAAUUCCCCCCGGAGAAAAGAAGAGAGUUUGACCAACAUUUUUAUGGCCAAUUGUGGGAGCCAGAUGAUCACCCAUACGAAGACUACAAGAGAGACCCACUCGCCACUCUGCCCUUAAAAACACGAAUACUGGCUCACAUUCACAAACACAGACGACUGACUGAAAACUUGGACUGGGACAUUGCAGCAAUUCUUUCAUUAAAAAGGGACAGUUUCGGUCCUAAGGGACCUCUGGAAGUCACAUCAGAACUGUUGAUUCGGCAAGCUGCUAAAGGAGAACGACAGUCUGUUUUAAAGAUUCUGCUGGAUGGUCUUGUUCACCCUGAUGUAGAAGAUUCUCUGGGACACACUGCAUUGAUUGCCGCCACAGUAAACAGCCAUCAUGAUGUGAUUCACUUGUUGUUAGAUAUGGGUGCUGAUAUUGACAAGCUCAAUUAUGAGGGCCUGUCAGCUUUGUCGGUGUGUCAUGUCCUUUACUAUCCUUUUGAGUCUUUGUACAUGUUUUCUGGACCUCCAGCCAAAGCACAAGUAUGUCACCCGGAUUUGUUGUCUUUGUGCUCAAACAAUCCUCUGACCAGCCCGCUCGACUUCACUAUUGACUCAUCCAGCCCAAACAACAGACCUCAGACAAGUGGUACACUCCAGACCAACCAGGAUCACCUCUCUGAUCAGACAACAGAGGAUCUAUCAGGAGGCGUCUGGUUUCAUCCCAACACUUGCAGUGCGCUUUCAACUGACCUCAGUGCACCCGAGACCCCUGAAGAAUAUCACUUUGAGGAAAAGGACAAAGAAGACAAAGUUGAAACUGGACAACAGAGAAAGUGGAAAGAUGCGUGUAAUGUGGCAAAUUAUGCAGAGAGGGAAAUAAAAAGCAGAAGUAAAGAUGCUGAAUUGGGUGGAAUUGUAAUCAUGAACAUUUUUAAUGAGGGUGAAAGCUGGGAGGAAGAUGACAAGAAGAACAAGGAGGAGAAGGUGCUACUUUCAAAGCACUCCAUUCCAGUGAUGGAUGGCCACAUUGUAUUGGGCAGUGUGGAGUGGCAAGAAUAUUCUUCAGUUAAGCACAACACUGACAAAGACCUGACCCCAGCUCAAUCCUUUGCCUCUACCUGCGCCAUGUAUAGCUACAACAUACAGGUCACAGAGGAAGAUCUGCAAACUGCAGCUGAAACUCUGAGUCACACUGGAUUUUCUCAACACUGUGAUACUCAGGAGACUGUACGCAGAAUGGCUGCAAUGAAGUUUGAGCAUCGUGUUCGUUUGAGCACACUGAAGCUGUUAUUGGAUCGGGGAGCUGACCCCAACAUUUCCAGCGUCCCCUUACCUGUCAUGUUUUUGGCCAUUAUGGCAGCAGAUACAGAGACUGUCAAGAAACUUCUACUGUGUGAUGCUCGAACAGAUAUCUCGCUCCCACCUGAGUGGAAAGGAUUUUACCCUCUACAUGUGGCUGCAGCACUGCCAGGCCCGGAAGGUCCCAAAAUCACAGAACUGCUGCUGCAUGCUUUGUCUGACCCAGAUGCUCGGGCAGGUGACCAUGAUGGAAUUUAUCUACCAGAUAAGACUGUUGUGCAGGUUUCCAUGAAGACCAAAAAAUCAUGGAGGGCCGAGAAGCCAUCUGAUGCAGACGCGAUGCCAUGUACCCAGGAUGAGCUCUGCCAACCAGAUAAGAAGGUUUCCAUGAUAACAAAUAAAUCAUUGCGGACCAGUCAGAAGCCAUGUCCUUUAGAAGGAGGUCUAACAGCUCUGCACAUGGCUUGCCAGCGGGACACUGAUCACUGUAAUGCCAGCAAGGUGGUAUCCCUCUUGCUCUCCCACAGGGCCAAAACAGACCUCCUUUGGAGUGGACAUUCACCUCUUUCCCUAGCAAUAUCAAGUGGCAAUGACAUGGCAGUGGCAGAGCUCUUAAAAGCAGGUGCUGAUCCCAACCUUCCCUUGGGUCGUGGAGUGGGUAAUGCCCUUUGUGCCCUCAGUAACUUCAACUAUCGUUUAGAUGGCAAACGAGCAAAAUUGUUGGACAUGUUAGAAAAGGCUGGUGCUGACAUGCUGACGCCAGUUCAGGUCGGUGACUCUAUUGGAAAUGUAGUCGACUACGCACAUAACUCCUUCAAUCAGGACUUGCGUAUUGCCAGCACACCCUUCCAUGCGCUCAACAUGGAGGAGAGAGAAACAUUCAAAGCACGUCGCAACUUUCUGAGCAUGAUGGGAGAUCUGCUGAGACAGACUGCUGUCCAGAGAGAGAAGGAAAGCAACCUUUUACUGAAUCGUGCCAUUUCUUCAAAUGUCAAAUCUAGCAACCAAAGUGAACGUUCCAUGGCAGUAAAACAAAGGACCCCAUUAUUUAACUUCUGCUACCACUGUGGUCGCUCUAUCAUUGUGAGGCUAACUGCUUGUACUCGCUGCCACAAAGUGUUUUACUGCUCCACAACCUGUAAACUCAAAGCAUGGGAUAAGAAACACAAGGAAGAGUGUCUGUAGGAGUCAGGAGUCAACUCUUUUACAAACUAACCUCAGGACGGACAAGAUAUGUGACAUGCUCCAAAAUGAGGUUGUACCUGAUAUUAUUUUACUCAAAUGUUCUGUAUAAACCUUCAUGUAAUACAGUAGCUUUGUCUGCUUGUAUCUCUACAUUUGAUGUUGCUAUUUUGUGUUUUUUACCGGCAUAUUGGUUAAAUUUUUUGAUAUUCCAAAAGCAAUAUUGA